AGGUGAUUCGAGACUGUAAUAAAAUCGUUACGUUAGUAGUUUUUUUUUUCUUCUGCGUUUUCAUUCAUUUUCUAUGUUAUUUUACACAAGUUUUUUUUUCUCUCGUUAUUAUUAGUUUAACUCGCUAUAUAAGAUAAAUAAUUCUCGUUCGCGAGUUUUUAAUUUAAACCGAAUACACAUAAGCAAAAAUGUUCUCCUUCAAAAUGCGGUGAUUUUUAACCUCGCUGAAGCUUUUUCUUCGCAAAGAAUUUCUAAUUAGUUUGGCGUAUUCGAGCGAACUGUUUCAAUAAAAUGUCGUCUGUCAAGGUAGCCGUCAGGGUACGUCCCUUCAAUAAUAGGGAAAUUCUAAGGGAAUGCAGAUGUAUUAUUGAGAUGUCCGGAUAUACGACCACUAUUUACAAUCCUAAAGCACCUCCUGGAUCGAAAGAAGGUUCCAAAAGCUUCAACUUCGAUUAUUCGUAUUGGUCUCACGAUAACGAUGAUCCUAAUUUCGCGUCGCAACCUAUGGUUUAUAAAGAUAUUGGCGAAGAAAUGUUGGACCAUGCUUUCGAAGGUUACAACGUCUGUAUAUUCGCUUACGGCCAAACUGGAGCUGGUAAAUCGUAUACGAUGAUGGGUCGUCAAGAUGAAGAAGAUCAGGAAGGUAUAAUUCCUCAAAUCUGUAAAGAUCUCUUUUAUAAAAUCAAAAAUACCCAAAACGAUAACGUCAAAUAUAACGUCGAAGUGAGUUUCAUGGAAAUAUAUUGCGAACGUGUUCGUGAUUUACUCAAUCCUAAAAAUAAGGGUAAUCUGCGAGUACGAGAGCAUCCUUUACUAGGACCUUACGUCGAAGACUUAUCUAAACUAGCCGUCACAUCGUAUAAAGAUAUUCACGAGUUGAUCGACGAAGGCAAUAAGGCCAGAACCGUAGCUGCAACAAACAUGAACGAAACGUCCAGCAGAUCACAUGCUGUGUUUACAAUAUUUUUUACCCAGCAACGUUUCGAUCGUAUGACUCAACUGACGACUGAAAAAGUUAGCAAAAUUUCUCUAGUCGAUUUGGCCGGAUCAGAAAGAGCUGAUUCGACUGGUGCCAAAGGUACCAGGUUAAAAGAAGGUGCCAAUAUUAAUAAAUCUUUGACUACGUUGGGCAAAGUCAUUUCUGCUUUGGCCGAAGUGCAAUCGGCGAAAAAGAAAAAGAAAACCGAUUUCAUUCCGUACAGAGAUUCUGUGCUGACUUGGCUUCUCAGAGAGAACCUCGGUGGUAACUCGAAGACAGCUAUGAUCGCCGCCAUUAGUCCGGCUGAUAUUAAUUUCGACGAAACUUUAUCUACAUUGAGGUACGCCGAUCGUGCCAAACAAAUCGUCUGCAAAGCUGUUGUUAAUGAAGAUGCAAACGCUAAAUUAAUCAGAGAACUUAAAGAAGAAAUACAAAAACUAAGGGAUCUCUUGAAAGCAGAAGGAAUUGAUGUGUCCGAAGGUCCAGGUAAUGGAAUAAUUUGCAUCAAGACAAAAGGAUCUAAUAAACAUCGUAAUGGAGGUUUGAAAAUGAUCAAAGGCAGCGACGAAGGUGAAUCUGAUAAAUACAGCAAACAAUCCCUCGCAGAAGAAGCUGUCGACCAGUUGCAAGCUAGUGAAAAACUUAUCGCUGAACUUAACGAAACGUGGGAAGAGAAGCUCAAGAGGACGGAGGAAAUUCGUAUUCAGAGGGAAGCAGUUUUCGCUGAAAUGGGUGUUGCUGUGAAAGAAGAUGGCAUCACCGUUGGCGUUUUCUCACCCAAGAAAACCCCUCAUCUAGUCAAUUUGAACGAAGAUCCUCUGAUGUCCGAAUGCUUGAUUUAUUACAUCAAAGAAGGCGUUACCAAAGUCGGUUCCGGUAAAAAUGUUCCUCAAGAUAUUACCCUCUGCGGUUCUCACAUCUUACCCGAACACUGCGAAUUUGAGAACACCGACGGAGUCAUUACUCUAGUCCCUUUUAAAGAUGCAACCUGCUACGUCAACGGUCAAGAAAUCAAGUCACCGGUUGUGUUGAAAACCGGUUCCCGGGUCAUUCUAGGAAAAAAUCACGUUUUCCGUUUUACUCAUCCUGAGCAAGCUCGAGUUAAUCGUGAAAAUAUCAAGAAUGCUCCUGAGAAAUAUAUUUCCAUCGAAGAAAAAGAAAAAUGUUCACCAAUCGGUACACCGAAUAAUGGAGAAACAGCGGAUUGGAAUUUCGCUCAAAUUGAACUUCUUGAAAAACAAGGAAUCGAUCUAAAACUAGAAAUGCAACAACGAUUGAACGCACUCGAAACUCAAUUUAGAAAAGAAAAAGAAACAGCUGAUCAGAUUUUCGAAGAACAACGCAAAAAUUACGAAGCUAGAAUAGACGCUUUACAGAAGCAAGUCGAAGAGCAAAGUAUGACUAUGUCUAUGUACAGUUCUUAUACUCCGGAAGAUUUUAACAACGAGGAAGAUAUUUUUGUUAAUCCUUUGUUCGAUGCUGCUUGCAAUUGGACAGAUAGAGAAUGUGCUUUGGCAGCGUGGGCUUUCCGAAAAUGGAAGUAUCAUCAGUUUACUUCGUUGAGAGAUGAUUUGUGGGGUAACGCGAUCUUCUUGAAAGAAGCAAAUGCUAUAUCAGUUGAGCUGAAGAAGAAGGUCCAGUUUCAAUUUACCCUUUUGACGAACACUUUGUACAGUCCUCUACCAGCAGAUUUCCUAUCGGUAGCUCAAGACGACGACAUCUACGACGAAGAACGCCCCUUCCCUAAAACCAUCGUAGCGGUCGAAGUGCUCGACACGAAAAAUGGCGCCACUCAUUACUGGACGUUGGAAAAACUAAGAACUCGGUUGGAAUUAAUGCGGAAUAUUUAUAACGAGGACUUAGAUUGUUCCUCCACCCCCGAACAACUGAUCAAAGAGGAUUUCCUUCAAUGUUUUACUAACAGCGCCUACCAACCGUCUUGUUUCCUUUCGCAUCUAUUGCCAUCCAGACAAAGAUUGGAAUUGAUGCGUGAAAUGUAUCACAAUGAAGCCGAAUUAUCGCCUACUUCGCCAGAUUUUAAUAUCGAAUCGUUGACCGGAGGUGAUCCGUUUUACGAUCGGUUCCCAUGGUUUAGAAUGAUCGGAAGAUCUUUCGUGUACUUGAGCAACUUAUUGUAUCCAGUCCCGUUAAUUCAUAAAAUCGCCAUCGUUAACGAGAAAGGAGACGUAAAAGGAUACCUACGUGUUGCUGUUCAGGCAGUUUCCGGGGACGAAGUUAUCGAUAAUUCCAGCGGAGUACGACAAUCGGCUAAAAUUGUUUUCGACGAUGAUUUCCUAUCUCCUGUCGUUCGAAAUGCUAAGAAAGCUCCGGGUCGAGUUUUUGACGAUCGUAUUAUCGAAGGACAGCACGAAAAACAAGAAGAAAUUGAAGGCGAUGGUGAUAGCGGACGUGGUGAUAGUAAUGCGUCUUGUAAUUCAGAUUCCAAAGAAGAAGAAUUUCCGGACCAUUUAAUGAUUGAUAAAGAAUUUACCUUCAGAGUAACUAUUUUACAAGCGUUGGAUAUACCUUCUGAAUAUGCGGAUGUGUUUUGCCAAUUCAACUUUUUGCAUCGUCAUGAUGAAGCUUUCUCAACAGAACCGUUGAAAAAUACAGGAAACGGAGCUCCAUUAGGAUUUUAUCACGUGCAAAAUAUUACAGUUUCGGUGAAUCGAUCAUUCAUCGAGUACAUUAAAUGCCAACCAAUCAUGUUCGAAGUAUUUGGUCACUAUCAACAGCAUCCACUGCAUAGAGAUUCGAAGCAAGAAAGCACCUUCGUUAGACAACCACCUAAAAGAAUGUUACCGCCAUCUAUACCAAUCAGUCAACCAGUUCGAUCGCCCAAAUUUGGCCUACUACCUUCUCCCUGCACUUCGCAAGUUUAUGCCAAAUACGACGUUUUGGUUUGGUUCGAAAUUUGCGAACUAGGACAAAAUGGCGAAUAUGUGCCUUGCGUUGUGGAUCAUAGCGACGAAUUACCUUGUCGAGGAUUAUUCUUACUUCAUCAAGGUAUCCAAAGACGUAUCCGAGUUACUAUCGUACACGAACAUACCACCGAAUUACAGUGGAAAGAUAUUCGCGAACUAGUAGUCGGACGUAUUAGAAACACUCCGGAAUCAGAAGACGACGAAGAUACGGACGGGUCCGUUUUAUCUCUCGGAUUAUUCCCAGGCGAGUACCUCGAAAUACCGGGAGAUGAUCGGAGCAUGUUCCGUUUCGAAGCAGCGUGGGAUAGCUCGUUGCAUAAUUCACCUCUUCUCAAUCGUAUUUCUGCCAACGGAGAACAAAUCUUUAUUACGAUUUCGGCAUAUUUAGAAUUGGCGAAUUGCGGAAGACCAGCCAUAAUAACCAAAGAUCUCAGCAUGGUGGUUUACGGCAGAGAUGCCAGAACCGGACCUCGUUCGCUUAAACACCUCUUCUCCGGUAAUUAUCGUAACAUGGAAGCUAAUCGUCUGUCCGGAGUGUACGAACUUGUAUUGAAGAGAGCAUCCGAAGCAGGUAGUCCAGGAGUUCAAAGGAGACAACGUAGAGUGCUCGAUACGAGCUCGACGUAUGUUCGAGGCGAAGAAAAUCUUCACGGUUGGAGACCUCGUGGAGAUAGUCUAAUAUUCGAUCAUCAAUGGGAACUGGAAAAAUUGACUCGUCUCGAAGAAGUAGAAAAAGUACGACACAUGUUAUUGCUUCGAGAACGUCUCGGUUUAGAUAAAACUACAAUCAGUAAAUCAGAGAAAGAAGUUUGCAACAUGGUGGCCAAAGCAGCCAUCGAUGGACGAAGUGGUAUUUUAACGUUGAGAACUGCUGCAAAUCCUGUCGAUCCUAAAGUAUACGAACCUUGGGAAAUGACCGAAAGAGAACGAGACUUGACUACGAAAUGUGUUAAACUUAUUCAAGGACGAAUACCUGCUAAAGAAUUCCGUAAACCAAACGAUGCAUCUCCGAUGGACGAUGCUCAAGAAAUGAAUACUAGUUUAUUAACCGUCAGUAGCCAUUCGUCGAAUCAAGAUUUAAUUUCACCCGAUAAAGAUAAAUUAUUCUGCGGAAAUAUGUCCGAUUCGUUUUAUUACGGUCAAGAUCCGACUACUUCGUCGGCCUUGAAAUCUGCCCCAGAACAAGAAGAACUCGUGUUGUAUAUUCCAGAAAUAGAAGAAAUUCGAAUUAGCCCUAUUGUAGCUCGUAAAGGAUUCUUGAAUGUUUUAGAACAGAAAUUAAACGGAUGGAAAAAACGUUGGGUGGUUGUUCGACGCCCUUAUGUAUUUAUAUUCAGAGAAGAAAAGGAUCCCGUUGAAAGAGCUUUAAUUAAUUUAACUACUGCUCAAGUUGAUUACUCGGAACAUCAACUGGAGAUGGUUAAAGUACCGAAUUCAUUUAGUGUUGUAACCAAACAUCGCGGAUAUCUUAUGCAGACUCUUAGUGAUAAAGAAGUACACGAAUGGUUGUACGCGAUUAAUCCUCUACUUGCUGGACAAAUCAGAUCUAAACUAUCACGACGUGUUCCUACAUCACCAGCUCCUCUACAAGCACCGCCUUCAUUUAUAGAGGAACCUGUUGUCGAAACAACUACGGAUAAAUAAACCAGCUUGGGCUUUUUUUAAAAUUCAAAUCUAAACCAAAAACAAAAAAAAACAUUAUUUUUAGGAGCUUCGCAUAAACAACAACUUAUUAGCCGUUACUUGUUACCGACAUUUUUAUUUAUUUAUUUUUGGAGUAUUAACGAUGAUAAUACUUAUAUGAAUUUGUACCGUUAUAUAUUUUAGUUUUCAGCUUGUUUUUGUUUCUUUUAUUGAUUUUUAUUUUUGAUUGUUAUUUAAAUUGUGAUCUUUUAAGCAUUAUUUUCAUUUUAUUUUAUUUUUCUAUCACAUUGUUUCUUUUCCUACACUGUUCUUUGUUCAGCUGCGAGUAUUUUGUAAAUUUAUUAAGAAAACGAUAUUGUAUAUUUUCCGUCCUCGAUAUUGGAAAAACAACGAGUAGAGAACGAUCGUCACUUUUAGUUAACCUUUCAACUAAAAUACGUUUACAAAAUACUCUCAUUUAUUAUAUUUUAUUAAUCAAUUGUGAUUAUUCAAAACUGAUUGAUUGCGGUUAAAAUAUGUACCUACCUAUUUGAAAAUUUUUCUUUAUAUUUUUUCCUUUUUUGUUUUUGUCUAAUUUAAGCAAUAAUACUCGUCGCAAAUACUACAACGUAUUUAACCAUAUAUUUAUAAAAGAAAAAAAUGUCUAUUAAAUUAUGGUUGUUGAUAAGGAAUUCUAUAUAAAAGAGUGUUGUAGGUUGUAUGAAUUUUAAAACAAAUAAUAAAUCUCCCAAGCCCCCAGUUACAUACCUAUGCGAAUAUUUUUUGAAAAAUACAUACAGUUCAAGGUUGUGUAUUAAACAGUUUUCCAUAGAGUAAACGCAUUUUUAACCUUCCACCUUUAUUAGAUUUAAGCCUAUAAAGAUUUUACUUAAAUGUUACUCGAAACAUUCCAUUUGAAGGAAUUUUUUUUUAUUUUAAUUUUUAAAACUUCGCGAUCUGUACCUUUUACCUAUCAACCACAUCCGUACAAUCAACCCUCGGAUUUUAUUUUCUCCGAAUGAGAGGUUAUAUUACGUUUUAAUCAAAAUUGUUAUCGACAUCUGUUUUUUUUUUAAAAAAAGGAUCAUUUGUGCAAAAUUGACUAUAAUUUUUUUUUUUUAGUUUACCUUGAAAAAAAAGAGUUCCUUUUUGAAAUGAUCCUUUUUUUCUUUUUUCGUGUAUCUUCUAGUCAUUUAAUUUUUUUUUGUGUGUGUUUAUGUGUGGUAAUAUGUAUACAUCUUUUUUUUCUUUUUUUUUUUUUUUGAUGGCAAAUAUUCAAAAUUUAGAAAUUUUUUUACCUAUUUGUUUUAUACCAAAAAAUCACAGUCUUGUUACGAAUGUGUAAUUUUUUGUAAUCGUGCGACUUAUGUAGGUACCUACUUAGAAGCACGUGUAUUUUAUUUAUGUAAAAUAUUAUGUUGUUUACGUAUUAUUGUAACGAGGUUAUCGUUAAUGUGAAGCAAAUUAAAUAAAUGCUUUAUGUUUGCUGAAAAUAUUGUAAACAAAGUGCCCAUUUUUAUUUUCGAUGCAUGUAUGUGUAUUUUUUCGUUAACAUGUUAUCAAAAUUUUUAAAAUUAAACCACCUCAUAUUCGCUGUGAAA
Planococcus citri (citrus mealybug) is the source of this 7127-nucleotide messenger RNA. It is a transcript of the gene unc-104, whose product is annotated as kinesin family member unc-104. The record is from RefSeq and is a predicted model, not a curated record. Gene Ontology annotation, molecular function: microtubule binding; microtubule motor activity; ATP binding. The transcript has 34 exons. Bases 292 to 5547 code for a protein of 1751 amino acids. Lineage: Eukaryota; Metazoa; Arthropoda; Insecta; Hemiptera; Pseudococcidae. Gene Ontology annotation, biological process: microtubule-based movement.